This is a messenger RNA of Vanessa atalanta (red admiral), 4345 nucleotides long. RefSeq names its product Golgi phosphoprotein 3 homolog sauron (gene sau). Gene Ontology annotation, molecular function: phosphatidylinositol-4-phosphate binding. The record is from RefSeq and is a predicted model, not a curated record. The transcript is spliced from 5 exons. Gene Ontology annotation, biological process: Golgi to plasma membrane protein transport; retrograde vesicle-mediated transport, Golgi to endoplasmic reticulum; Golgi organization. Bases 105 to 962 code for a protein of 285 amino acids. NCBI's taxonomy places the organism in Eukaryota, Metazoa, Arthropoda, Insecta, Lepidoptera, Nymphalidae. Gene Ontology annotation, cellular component: Golgi cisterna; cytosol; trans-Golgi network.
GUGUGGCAAACGUCAAUGAUAAGUUUACUCACUGUUCCUAAAAAUCAUCUCAUCAGCAAACAAAACACAAAUUGUUUUUAUUUUAGUGCUAAUUAAAUGCUAAAAUGAAUCGUACGGAAGGAUUGGUACAACGAAGGAACGUUGUAAAGGAAAAUAAUUCGGACGGAAACAGGGAAAAUCACGAUGUGGACGAUAAGAAAAACGAUAAAAAUUAUGAUGACGGCGAUUCAAAGGAAACUCGACUAACACUGAUGGAAGAAGUAUUAUUACUAGGAUUAAAGGACAAAGAAGGUUACACAUCAUUUUGGAACGACUGUAUUUCGAGUGGUCUAAGAGGAUGCAUCCUGAUCGAAUUGGGUUUGAGGGGACGUGUAGAAUUGGAAAGAGCAGGCAUGAGAAGGAAGGGAUUGUUGUCUAGAAAGGUUAUUGUAAAAUCUGAUAAUCCAACAGGGGAUGUAUUAUUAGAUGAAGCCUUGAAACACAUGAAAGAUACUGAUCCCCCUGAGACUGUACAGAGUUGGAUAGAAUAUCUUAGUGGUGAAACAUGGAAUCCAAUGAAGUUAAAAUAUCAAUUGAAAAAUGUCCGUGAGAGACUGGCCAAAAACCUCGUUGAGAAAGGUGUACUGACUACUGAAAAACAGAAUUUCCUAUUGUUUGAUAUGACAACCCACCCACUUACCGAUAAUGUUGUAAAAUGUCGCUUAGUGAAAAAGGUCCAAGAAGCGGCGCUUCGUCGGUCUAUCGUUGACGUCGCACACGCCGAUAAGCGAUCGUUGGCCCUACUCAUGCUCGCUCACUCGGCAGACGUGCUCGAGAACGCAUUCGCGCCGCUCUCCGACGAGGACUACGAGCUGGCGACGAGACGUGUUCGUUCUCUGCUCGAUCUCGACUUCGAGGCCGAGGCCAUGCGACCCGAUGCCUGUGAAAUCAUGUGGGCGGUGUUCGCGGCGUUCACUAAAUAGCAUCAAAUUUCCGUCUAAGCCACUGACAUCGGAGAGAAUAAUUUAUAAAUUGAAAGGUAAUAAUUAUUCCAAGUGGCUAGAAAUAAUAAAAUGUGUGAAUCGUGUGCAAUGAAAGAAACAAUUUACGGUAUAUAAAUUAGUAUAAUUAGAUACACUUGUACAGAAACUUGAUUGACUUUUUGUGAUCAGUAUUAGGUUUAGAUCAGUUGCCCGUUGGAGGGUAUCGUCAGAUUGAUAAAUAUUGUGUAACAAAAUGUAAAAUUAACAAUAAAUGAGAAAAUGGAUGUAAUAACUUAAUCUAUAAACUGGUUUCGAUUUCGUUGUACGUAAUUUCUAAACUAAACUGGACAGGGCAAAAAUUAUUGCUAUCUCAUGUUUCGGAUCCCACACACAAGGAACAGAAAAGGAUAGAAUGUUUUUUUAGUACUGAUAGUAUUUUAUUUUAGUCGAUGCGUACAAGAAGAUCAAAACCACAAUGGAUAUCAGUAGAUUUAUUAAUACUGGCACAAAAGAUGUGGAAAUUUGACAGAAACGGUCUAGUGAGUGUUCGGUGCAUUGACAUUUAGCAAUAACAUAUUUGAGAUUCAACUUAACUCGUAUGUUGCAAAUUAAUUAAUUAUGGAUUAUUAAUUAUAUAUACAUAUAUAUAGGUGUAUCAUAUAUUAUACUUAAUGUCUAGUAUUAAUAUUUUUAUAUAUAUAUAAUUAUGUAUGUAAAAUUUGUUGUUUAAAAUGUUAUAAGAAUGUGAUUUGUGUUUAUUGUGUUAUGCAAUUAUAACAUAACGAUAAAAUUUUAUAUGUGUAUUAUAUUAGAAUAGUUUUAAAUUUAGCUAAUAAUGUCACAUUGAUUUAUUAGAAUAAGUAUUUCGAACUUCAAAAAGUAACCGCUUGAAAUUUUACAAUGUAGUAAAUUUUAUUUUGCAUAGUGAUAAUAGUAGUUAUGAAUUAAAUGUCUAGGGUUUCUAAAAAGCACAGAUAUUUAUCUUUAAUCCAUUACAAAUUUUAAUUCGAUCCAAUUUUAAUUAUAUAAUCAUGAAUGGCUUAAAAAAACCAAUUGCAUUUCACAGUUGCCGACAAUAAACAUUUAAUUAAAAAUAAAUCACAUGUUCAAUUAAAAAUGAACAUAAGUUUACAUUCAUAAAAUCAAAAAUAAAUACAAGAAUAAGAUUGAAACUGAUUGCCUGUAAAGCCUGGUCUUAAGUUUCCUAAAGAGCUACAAGCGCUCGGGUGCAAGCAGUGUUCUGGUGAUUUUUCACUCUCCAAAAAAGGACCUGAUGCCUAAUCCAUGGUCCAAAACCAGACCAUACUUUCGGGGCACCCGGUUUUUUCGCACCCUCUGAACCUUUGCUUAAGACAGGCCUGAGCCUGUAAAUAUAAUACAUUUGUUUUCCAUAAGAAUUAUUGUACGUGCAAAUCAGAGCGUGCCAUUAUAUUUAAAAAAAAAAAUAAAAAAACAUAUAUAUUUAUUUGUACGAUUCGGUUUCAAAUCACUAUAUAAGAUCUUAUUCUUAAUAAUGUUUACUUUAAAAUUAAUAUAGAAAAAAAAGUUUCUAGUUUAAAUAUUUGGAUUAUUUUUAUUUAUGUUAACUUAAAUUAAAUAGAAUUAUUUUUUAAACUAAAUUAUAUAUACUAGUUUAAGUCCAGUUUCAACUUGCCAGGUAUAAGAACACUGAACACUUAUCAAUAAAAUAUACAUUAUACCAAUCAUAACAAUUCAGGUUGCAAGGUUUCACCUACAGAAACUACCAAAUAUUUGAAAGUAAAAUUAAAGCUCGUAAUUUUCUUUUAGACAAUGACUAAAGCUGUUUAAUAUAAGUUUUUUUUUUGUUUACGGAAUUAUAAGUGAAGAAAAAGAAGGCAACUAAAAAGAAGAUUUUUCAUUCUAAUAAUAAAAGUAUGAUCGUGACUAUCACAAAACAAAAGCCGUUAAAACCAAUAAACAAAAGGGUAUAUUCGUUGCUUUGUGAGAUAAUAUGUAUUUAGAAAAUCGACCGGCAAUAACCUGUAUGUAUUUUUAAAGAAAAAAAUCCUUGUUCGUGAUGAAAUAUCACAUUGUAAUUCUAACGCAACGUUUAUGUACCGUUUGCACGACAUUUUUUGUAUAAUUUUUAUGCUGCCACAAUUAUUAUUGUUUUUUUUAUAAUGCGAUAAUAAUUGGGAGGAAAUUAAUUCUUCAUUGUGAUAGCGUGUCUCUCGAUUAAGAUACCUAAUUUUUAAUUUAUAUUAAAAUAAUUUAAUAAUUUUCCAGUGGUUUAGUCAAUCUGUUUUUUCUUAAGCUCAACACAUUCUCAAUGUCUCUUAUACUAUAGCAUUGUACCCAGUUAUAAUACAUAAAUAUAGAAUAUUUUUAUCAGUAUCCUAUCCAUUUUUUGCAGUAGAAUAUUGAUUAUUGGUCUAUUCACUCCCUAAGGCAAUAUGUUAAAUAGUCAGUGUAAUUAUAAAAAAAAAAACUUAACAAAUAUAAUCUAAUUUGUAUUUUUUUUUUGCUGUCUUUACUCUGUUGUCUCACGCACACUAAGACAAUUUCAAAUCACUUACUCAUACUAUUGCGCGCGAUUGCACCUUCGUGACUGAAUAGAUCUAUAUUUAUAUUUGAAAAUAUAUAUUUGAUUUAUUAAUUAACAGUUAAGUAUAAGUAUUUAUGCGCGCGUUAUCAGGCACCUACACUCACUCACACACAAACGCCGACACAUUUUACACACACAAACACACACAUACACAAAAGCAUAAAAAAUGUAUAUUGCGAAAGUAAAUGUAUGAGAACAUAAAAAAUAUUGAGAUGUUUUAUACAAAUUGUUAAUUAAAUUAAUAUUUACUUAUAAACAUUUAAUCAUGAAUUGUACAUAGUGCUUUUUAAAUGUAACACACGUGAGUAUUAAGUAAUACACAGUCAGGUAAAUUUUGGAAAUGUGUGUUUUGUCCAUCAAUGUUGACCUUUGACGUGUAGAAUGAUGAAUUAGAAUAUUUGUAGUAUUUUAUACAAAAUUAUCUAAACAGAAGCUCUAAUUAAGUUAGAUGGUAUCAUAUAGUCAUUUAUUUUCUCUUUAAAAUAAAAUAAGACAUGUAAAUCCAAAUAGUACUUUAAACGUAACUUGUUUUUUGUACUAGAAAUUGCAAUAGACCAAAUGGUUUUAUUUGCAUUUCAGAUACUUAAUAUUUUUUUAAAACAUGGUAGAAUAUCUUCUUACCUUAGAGUUAUUUGACCUUUUUUGUAAGUACGAUUCAAGAAGCAGCCUCACUGUAUUUAACUCGUCUUGCAUCGAUUGGUAUAAAUUAUUUUUUAAUAAAUUGAAUAGUGUUGCUAAUGAAUGUAUAAAGUUAAUGUUAAGAAAUGUAUCAUACACUAUUGAAAAUUACUCAAAUAUAAUAUUCCUUAGAAAAAUA